AUGGCUAGAAAAAAAAAGGAAAAAGUAAGAACAACUGUGUUACUUUGCUCAAAUUCAACUGGCUCUCACAAACUUUGUCCAUUAGUCAUCGGUACUUCUAAAAAGCCACAAUAUUUUAAUAAAAUAAAUAUUUCUCAAUUACCAGUAAUAUAUAAAAAUAACAAAAAAGCAUGGAUGAGAAAACCACGAAGAAGAUCACGAGGAAGACCACGAAAAAG
This is a messenger RNA of Diversispora eburnea, 218 nucleotides long. The record is from the annotation of a GenBank genome assembly. NCBI's taxonomy places the organism in Eukaryota, Fungi, Glomeromycota, Glomeromycetes, Diversisporales, Diversisporaceae.